GCACGAGCCAACGCCAAGGCCGCACGCCUGGAUCCUGAAAACCACAAGACGGUCCAAGAAAUACAGGCGGAGAAGCUUGAGAAGCAGGUUGCGGAGAAACUAAAGAUCGCGGAUACUCCCAAGAAACAACAAAAGCAACAGCAGGCAGCAAAUGAGGAGAGCGAUUUGGAUGAGGAUAAGGAUGAGGACGCUGGUAUGUCCGGCAUGACCUUUGAUCUGGAUGACAAAAGGACACAGGCGGCUUUGGUGGUUGAGGAAGCGCAGCCUACGGAGAUCAAGCCUAUGGCGGCUUCGGGCUCGAUAACCGAGCUGAGGCAGCGCCUGCAGGAGCGCAUUGACGCGCUGCUGGAGAAGCGCAUGACUCGGCGGAAGAAGUCCAAGGAAAUGCAGGCCAAGGCCAAAAAAUCCGGCAACCCCGCGCAAGAGCAAGUGCUCGGCAGCAAGACUCCCUCGGCACUCACCGACGCGCCAGGAGCCGGCAAGGGCAGCGGCAGCGGAGAAGUCAAGGAGAGCAUUUUCUUCGGCAAGCUUUCUGCGGAGCCACCAAGAAGAAGCCGACAGCAACUGAUUAAGGCCGAAGGCAAGAAGAAGGAGCUUGCGGAGCUUAAGAAGACCGAUUCAGCCAAGGCGGAUGUCAUCGAGGAGAAGGAUCGGUGGAGCAAGGCGCUGAACCAGGCCAAGGGCGAGAAGGUCCGCGAUGAUGCCACGCUGCUGCGCAAGACCGUCCGGCGCAUGGAGCAGAAGAAAUCCAAGAGUGCGCGCGAGUGGACUGACCGCAAGGAACACGUCGAUACGCGGAUGAAGGAGCGCACGCAGAAGCGCGAUGCUAACCUCAAGGCCCGCGUUGACACCAUCAAGAUGAAGAAGCAGGGCAAGUCGAAGAAGGCGAUCGAGCGCGUGCUUAAGGGCGGCAAGGCUGGCGGCAUUACAAAAAAGCCCGCGCUGGGGCCGCUGCCGGCGGCAAGCCCAAGUCGGGCGGAUUCAAGAAGGGCGCGGCUGGCGGGGCCAAGGCGCGGCCUGGAUUCGAGGGCAAGAAGGGUGGCAAGAAAGUGGAAGAUGGCUCCUUUGGCUCUUUACUCAUUUCCUCUUGUCUAA
Messenger RNA from Kickxella alabastrina, 1095 nucleotides. Its product is annotated as surfeit locus protein 6-domain-containing protein. The transcript is spliced from 4 exons. The record is from RefSeq and is a predicted model, not a curated record. Gene Ontology annotation, biological process: ribosomal large subunit biogenesis; ribosomal small subunit biogenesis. Lineage: Eukaryota; Fungi; Kickxellomycota; Kickxellomycetes; Kickxellales; Kickxellaceae. Gene Ontology annotation, cellular component: nucleolus. Gene Ontology annotation, molecular function: RNA binding; DNA binding. The annotation marks the transcript as partial.